UGGAGGAUAUAAAAGUCAUUUAAGAUGCUCUUACCGCCGGUCCCCCAUCUCCACUAAUGACAGUUCAAAAUCAAAUUAAUUACAAUUAAUUCACCAUUUAAUUCUUUCUUAAACCCUUCCAGUUCCCGAUUUCGUUUGCUGGUUCGUGUCGGUUGCGAGGUUCGGUCGAUUGUUUGGCAAUGGGAGUUCCGGUGUUCUACCGGUGGCUAUCGGAGAAGUAUCCGUUGGUGGUGGUGGACGUCGUCCAGGAAGAGCCGGUUGUAGUUGACGGCGUUAAGAUUCCGGUGGAUACGAGAAAACCGAAUCCGAAUAAAAUUGAAUUCGAUAACUUGUAUCUCGACAUGAACGGGAUUAUUCAUCCCUGUUUCCAUCCUGAAGACAGAAAUGGUCCAUCGACGUAUGAUGAGGUGUUUCGGUGUGUUUUUUAUUACAUCGACAGGCUUUUUGCGAUGGUGCGACCUAGGAAGUUGCUGUAUUUGGCGAUUGAUGGUGUUGCCCCACGGGCGAAAAUGAAUCAGCAGCGAACUAGGCGUUUUAGAGCAGCUAAAGAUGCUGCAGAUGCGGCAGCUGAAGAAGAACGGUUGCGGCUGGAGUUUGAGAAGGAGGGCAGAAAGCUCCCCCCUAAAUUUGAUUCUCAAGUUUGUGAUUCUAAUGUUAUCACUCCUGGAACUUCAUUUAUGGCUGUUUUGUCGAUUGCUUUGCAGUACUAUAUUCACCUUAGAUUAAAUAAUGAUCCUGGAUGGGAAAAUAUCAAGGUUAUUCUUUCUGAUGCAAAUGUCCCUGGUGAAGGGGAGCAUAAAAUUAUGUCGUACAUUCGUCUUCAAAGAAAUCUUCCUGGUUUUGAUCCAAAUACACGUCAUUGUCUAUAUGGUUUGGAUGCAGAUUUAAUUAUGUUGGCUUUGGCAACGCAUGAAGUUCACUUUUCAAUCCUUAGAGAGAUUGUAUUCACUCCUGGACAGCAAAACAAAUGCUUCCUUUGCGGUCAGAUGGGUCAUUUAGCAGAAUAUUGUGUAGGAAAGGCAAAGGGAAAGUCAGGAGAAUAUGAUGAGAAAGGGGAUGGGGAUUUCGGGGCCAAAAAGCCAUACCAGCUUCUUAACCUUUGGACUCUUAGAGAAUACCUGGACUAUGAGAUGAGAAUUCCUAACCCUCCAUUCGAGAUUGAUCUUGAAUGCAUUGUGGAUGAUUUUAUCUUUAUGUGUUUCUUUGUUGGCAAUGAUUUUGUGCCACAUAUGCCUACAUUGGAGAUUCGUGAGGGUGCAAUCAACUUACUGAUGGCUAUAUACAAAAAAGAGUUUACGGCUUUGGGCGGGUACUUGACUGAUGGAUGCAAGCUAAAUCUGAGCAGGGUGGAACAUUUUAUUCAAGCUAUUGGAUCGUUUGAGGUUAAAAUUUUUCAGAAAAGAGCACGGUUGCACCAGAGGCAGGCUGAACGAAUCAUGCGUGAAAUGGCUCAAGCAACAAUAGGAGACAAUGAAGAGCCUGAAGCCCAACCUGAUUCUUUGGUUCCUGUUUCUCAGUUUCUUGGUUCAUGUAUGGCUUCCAGUCCUUCCCUCUCCAUAUCGUUUAACGAAAUGGGAAAUGAUAACUCUGGCAAAUGUUCUUGGACAUCUGCCGGUACAGGAACUUCUGCUCAGCCCUAUAAAGUUCCAAAUAUGUCUUCUGGGGCCACUAUUGGUAGAGUCAUUUGUGAAUCAGAGACUAGUCUAGAAAAAGAAAUGCAAGAAAAUCAAGAAGAAUUGAAAAGAAAACUUAAGGAGUUUCUUCGUGAGAAGUCUGAUGUUUUUAACUCGGAAAAUCCACAAUUAGAUAAGGUUAGAUUGGGAGAGCCAGGAUGGAAAGAAAGGUAUUAUGAGGAGAAGUUUAAUGCAAAAACUCUUGAGGAACGUGAACAUGUACGAAAGGAUGUUGUUUUGAGGUACAUAGAAGGGUUAUGUUGGGUUAUGCGUUAUUACUACGAAGGUGUCUGUUCUUGGCAGUGGUUUUAUCCUUAUCAUUAUGCACCCUUUGCUUCUGAUCUGAAAGGUCUCGGCCGGCUGAAGAUAAGCUUUGAACUGGGUCUGCCCUUUAAACCGUUCAAUCAACUAUUGGGAGUUUUCCCUGCUGCAAGUGCCCAUGCACUCCCUGAGCAUUACCGAAAAUUGAUGACUGACCCAAAGUCGCCUAUAAUUCAUUUUUAUCCAAAUGAUUUCAAAGUGGACAUGAAUGGAAAACGGUAUGCCUGGCAGGGUAUUGCAAAGCUGCCUUUCAUUGAUGAAGCUCGCCUUCUUGCUGAGGUCAAGAAAAUUGAACCUACUUUAAUGGCUGAGGAAGUGCAGAGAAACAGUUCGAUGUCUGACAUGCUUUUUGUGCUACUAUCCCAUCCUCUCUCGGCAAGCAUAUUUACACUCAAUGAACGUUGUAAACAAUUAACAGUCAAAGAGAGAGCUGAAGUGAAAGAAAGUCUCAAACCUGAGCUAAGUGAUGGGAUGAACGGUUAUAUAUCCCCUGCUGCUGGUGAUUCUCAUGCUUCCGUAUUCAAGUCCCCAGUUGAUGGGAUGGAAGAUAUUAAGAGCAAUCAAGUCAUACGUGCUUCCUACCAACUCCCUGAUGCACAUAAACACAUCCCUCGACCUCCUGUCGAGGUCAUGUUUCCUGAAAAGACGGUGGAAGAGGGGGAUCUCAAACCUGAACCUAUAUUGUGGCAUGAGGAUACUGGGAAGAGACCUUAUAAAAGUAGAAGGCAAAAUCCCCAUGGUUCCGAUUCUGGCAAUGAGCUCGGAGAGGCAUUCCAAUGGCUUGGUGUUAAUAGUGUACAGUUGAAGAGGGGUAACAAUGGGUAUGGCAAUCAUGUGCCUGGUCCACGGCAACCUUACUAUUAUGCUGCAACCAAUGUUCUUCCAGUUCCUUCCUAUCAAAAUCACAGGGCUCAUGAUCAUUCUCCUGCAGCACGUUCUCGAUCAUCAGUGCCUGCCACGUCCUAUGACAGUGGGUAUCAAUACUAUUCUUCAUCAACUUCUCACCCUCCUUACAUAAGGUCUCACCCGCAAUACGAAAGAAAUAAUCAGUCAGGUACCAGUAGAGAGCAGCCAACCGAUUCACUCAAUGCUAUGUACCCACCAGCACUCAUAGCCGAAACACCAACUGGGGCUACUCUGUAUUCUGUUCAAGGUGGUUACUAUGGCUUUCAAAGCCACCAGCCACCUGUUGUUUGUGGUUUACAUCAAUGGGGUUGGUCACAGGCUAACCAGAGCGUUCCUAGAGGGUAUGCCCACCAUCAACAAAGAGGAAACUACCGACUGGCACUCAUAGCCGAAACACCAACUGGGGCUACUCCGUAUUCUGUUCAAGGUGGUUACAAUGGCUUUCAGAGCCACCAACCACCCGGUGCUGGUGAUUUACAUCAAUGGGGUUGGUCACAGGCUAACCAGAGCAUUCCCAGAGGGUAUGCCCACCAUCAGCAAAGAGGAAACCAGUUUCAUUAUCAACACCAUGGAAACCAGGGCCAGUAUCAAAACAGAGGAAAUCAGGGCCAGUAUCAAUAUAGAGGAAUCCAGGGUGGCUACCAUUAUAACAAUCAACAGAGGGUAAACUACAAUCACCAUCAACAAGGAGGGAAUCAAUAUUCAGCUUUCGACAGAAGACCAAAUAAUAUUCCCCCACCACCCAGGAACAGCUACCAAUAAUAGUUUCCUGCUUGUGGGUGUGCAUGAUCUCGUGAAGGAGAUUUUGCAGAGAAGCGUCCCAAUGAAUUUCUUCAAAGGUGCUUGAUCAUUCAAACUUUCUGCAAGUGUUUUUGUUUUUGCAGUAGGAAACAUAUUUAUGUGCAUCAUGAUGCUAUAAACUUAUAAUAUAACUAGUCACGGGUGCUCUUUUGGGCGUCUGUGCCUUUUCCUGUUC
Molecule: messenger RNA, 3876 nt
Organism: Pistacia vera
Lineage: Eukaryota; Viridiplantae; Streptophyta; Magnoliopsida; Sapindales; Anacardiaceae
Product: 5'-3' exoribonuclease 3-like
Exons: 24
Coding region: 180-3662 (1160 amino acids)
Biological process (GO): nuclear-transcribed mRNA catabolic process
Cellular component (GO): nucleus
Molecular function (GO): zinc ion binding; RNA binding; 5'-3' RNA exonuclease activity
Source: RefSeq, a predicted model, not a curated record